AUGAACUGCGCAAUCUGCUCCAACCUCGGUGCGGAUGAGGUCAAGGGCCAGAAGCUCGCCGCGAAUCAGCGCAUGGCCAAGUUCAUCGAGCUUCACGACCUCCAGCGAUCCGCAACGAACACAUCAUGCCAGUCCUGCCAGCUCCUCUGGGCUGCGCUACGUCUGCGCAAGAAGAAUUUAGAUGAGCCGAGCGGCAAGGAUGUAUCUGGACUGUUGCAGAUGCGCUUUGCACCGGGCGCGUCGCUCCAGAUUUCCGUGUCUGGCUGGGGAGAAGAUAACAUUGCUCUAGAGCUCUUCUCGCGACGAGACGAUCAUGGCGCAUGCCAUCCGACCAUCGGUUCGGCCCAGGAAGUAGAGAGCCACUCUGCCUCCCCAGCCAGUCUCACUCUAGCAUCGUCAUGGCUUCAGGACUGCCUCGCAAAUCACCCGUCCUGCAGGCAACCAGCAUUAGCCUCGACUCUACCGACCCGUGUGAUCGACGUCGGCAUCAAUGACCACGCCGUGCCGUGCCUCGUCGAGUCCCGCGGAGCCUCCGGCGCAUACGCAGCAUUAAGCUACUGCUGGGGCGACCCGGCCUCCCACCCGGCCUUCAAGACGACGCUCCUCAACUUCGCCGCGCAUCAAGACGCCAUGCCGUGCGCCGACAUGCCUCCGACCCUGCGGGACGCCGUCGCCAUCACAAGAAACCUCGGGCUGCGGUACCUAUGGAUCGACGCCCUCUGCAUCAUCCAAGGCGACGCCCAAGACUGGGCCCGGGAGGCGGGCCGCAUGUGCGAAGUCUACUCCAACGCAACGGUCACCAUCUCCGUAGACCACGCGGACGGGAGCGGCGUCGGCGUCUUUGCACCUCAGGCCUUUGGCGCCCCGCCGCAGCGUCUCGACGAGCUCGGGGACGCCGUGCGGCCGGUCUACGUCCGCGACGAGCUCAAGAGGAAACAUAACGACAUCACCGUCCUGCUCCGGACGAUCGAGGUUGAGGGCGCGCACGGGGAGCCCAUCAAUAAGCGCGCCUGGACGCUCCAGGAGGCGAUCCUGUCCAACAGGACGCUGCACUACACGACCAACGAGCUCGUCUGGGAGUGUAACACGUCGCGCUCAUGCGCCUGCCGCCGCGAUCAGCCCGUCGAGCUGGACGAGGAGUCGGUGCGGUGUUUCCGCUCGCCGGAGCUGUUUCGAGCGCUGUCGUCAGCGGAGAGGGCGUAUCUGCAGUGGCGGCAGGUCGUUCAGCUCUUCUCGGAGCGGUCCAUCAGUUUUGACGCGGAUCGGCUGCCGGCGCUGUCUGGGAUGGCGAAGCAGUUCCGGAUGAUGCAUGAGGAUGUGUACGGCAGUGGACGAGAAGGACACGAGAAGCAACGGAACAGAUAUAUCGCCGGCUUGUGGGAGGGCGAUUUCGCGACGCAGUUGCUCUGGACGGCGGAUGACGACUACUGGCGCAACCCCGAGACAGUCUCGCGGAGGCCUGGGAAGUGGAGGGCGCCGAGCUGGAGCUGGGCGGCUAUUGAGGGGCCCAUCAUGUUCCAUCCCAUGUCGCACUUCAAAGGUGACUUGAAGGUGUUGGAUGUUCAGGUAGAACCUCUCAUGACGGAGGAUAUCUACGGUCAAGUUUGCGAGGGAGCCAAGAUCGUGGUUCGGGGGGCCAUAGUACACAACCUUGAGAUUGCAACUACAGAGAUACAGGACGGGGAUUCAAUGAUGGGGUUUACGGAAGGCGUCAGAUACGACCUCGUGGAUGCGGGAGCGAACAGAUACACCAUGAUCUGCGACUAUGCAGGCUCUGUUGCCCGUAAUCAGCAAUACUCCUGUCUGCUCGUGGGAAAGACAUGGAACAAGGGCGAUGCCCAUCCGUAUCACGGCUUCAUCGUCCUCGAGAGGAUAGAAGCUGGGACUGACAUAUUCAAGCGGGUUGGCGUGUCGUUCCGAGCAGGGGCUUUGAAAAACACGAACGAGAUGAAGCUAUUCAACGGCGUGGCCCGCGAGGUAAUCACUCUUCUCUGA
Molecule: messenger RNA, 1995 nt
Organism: Colletotrichum costaricense
Lineage: Eukaryota; Fungi; Ascomycota; Sordariomycetes; Glomerellales; Glomerellaceae
Product: heterokaryon incompatibility protein
Exons: 2
Coding region: 1-1995 (664 amino acids)
Source: RefSeq, a predicted model, not a curated record